Malania oleifera is the source of this 1414-nucleotide messenger RNA. RefSeq names its product DNA repair protein RAD51 homolog 4. Gene Ontology annotation, biological process: reciprocal meiotic recombination; double-strand break repair via homologous recombination; DNA strand invasion. Gene Ontology annotation, molecular function: single-stranded DNA binding; four-way junction DNA binding; ATP-dependent DNA damage sensor activity. The coding region runs from base 236 to 1261 and encodes 341 amino acids. NCBI's taxonomy places the organism in Eukaryota, Viridiplantae, Streptophyta, Magnoliopsida, Santalales, Ximeniaceae. The record is from RefSeq and is a predicted model, not a curated record. Gene Ontology annotation, cellular component: Rad51B-Rad51C-Rad51D-XRCC2 complex; replication fork; centrosome. The transcript is spliced from 11 exons.
GAUUAGGACAACCUCUCUCAAAUUUUACGCAAAAUUCGUUUGAUUUUUGGUGAAGCUCAGUAUUUUUUCUUUUGCAAAUUAUAUUUGCCACCCAAUUUGGCGAACCCUCACGGGCUGCGCGCGCGCGGACGAGCUGAGAGAGAGAGAGAAAGAGAGAGAGAGAUGGCUCCUUUGAAGUCUCUGGAGCGCGACUUUCCGAUAAUCGACUUCAAUUUCCAGCAGUUCUGUGCGUCUCAUGGCAUUUUCACGGAUGAUGAACUUGGAUCUGGUCUCAGCACCUAUUAUCCUUGUAUUGCAAGAGUUCUUCUCAAAUAACAUGCCUGAAGUUGCUUUAAUGGAGCAGCAAUCUACUUCAGAGAGAUUGAAGCAGGGAAUUACUCAGGUCCUCUCUAUAAUAGAUGGUCUACAUCGACCAUGGUCAAAUGGCAUGGAGUUAUUUGAAGAUACUCAGCGGAACAAAAUUGUUUUAUCUACUGGAUGUGAAGGGUAUCUUGAAUCGGAACUUUCACUUAUUGCUUUUGAUGUGGGACAUGUGACAGAACUAGUCGGGCCAUCAUCUUCCGGAAAAACGCAGGUUUGCUUACAAGCUGCCUCCACUGUAGCAAAGGACUAUGUUGGUGGUGUUGCGUUCUUAGAUACAGGAAACUCUUUUUCAGCGAAACGUGUUGCUUGCUUGAUUGGCCAGACCUUGGACCUUGACCCUGACCUAAAAGAGGCCAAACACAAAAUUGUCCAGAAAGUAAUGAGUGGCAUAUUAUGUUACUCGGUGUUUGACAUCUUUGCAAUGCUGGAUGUGCUCCAUCAGCUGGAGUCUAACUUGAAAUGUCGGGCAGGAGAUAAUGAGUUGCAUUUGCUUAUCAUUGAUUCGAUUUCGUCAUUGAUUACCACAGUCCUUGGUGGCAGUGGACCUCAUGGACAUGCUUUGAUGGUUUCUGCUGGAUAUCUGUUGAAGAAAUUGGCACACGAGCAUAAUAUUUCAGUGGUUGUGACUAAUCACAUGGUGGGUGGAGAGGGAGGCGUUCUGAAACCUGCACUUGGAGAGAGCUGGAAGUGCAUACCCCAUGUGCGGCUUCUGCUCUCCCCAGACCGUGCAAGCAAUAUCUGCAACAUAUCCUUGCUUAAACAUCCAUACAUAAUAUACUGUGAGGCUGGUGUAUCUCCUGUAGCUUCAUCCUAUGGUAAUCAGUACUUAUCUUUUUAUCUUGUUACUUAUUUGUGUUAUUUUCAUUUCCUCAGGCAUCUGGUAAAGCAGCGAGAUUAACGAUGCUUGAUUGAUAACAAUGUUUAGUUGAAUAUGUUGUUUUUUGGCAUUGAACUGAGAGCUGUAAAAGCGUUAAAUGAUAAAAAUAAUGUAUAGGAAGGAUGACGGCUUGUAGGGUUUAAGCUAUAUGAAAUAUAUUUGAAUUUGUGUAAA